Gossypium arboreum is the source of this 1351-nucleotide messenger RNA. Its product is annotated as 15-cis-zeta-carotene isomerase, chloroplastic. Bases 99 to 1199 code for a protein of 366 amino acids. Lineage: Eukaryota; Viridiplantae; Streptophyta; Magnoliopsida; Malvales; Malvaceae. Gene Ontology annotation, cellular component: chloroplast. The record is from RefSeq and is a predicted model, not a curated record. Gene Ontology annotation, biological process: carotene biosynthetic process. Gene Ontology annotation, molecular function: 9,15,9'-tri-cis-zeta-carotene isomerase activity. The transcript is spliced from 4 exons.
AUAUAGAUUUACAAGAAUAAUAUUCCGUUCGGUUUGGUCCACUUGGAGUUGACAUUUUGAGCAACCCCAUCGACUUCCAAGCUCUUUCUCGUGUAAAAAUGGCAACUUGUCUUGUUGUAGCCAACUCCUUGUUCCGUCCACCCAAACCCAUCCUCCCCCAUAAACACCUCCCUCUUCAACCCAUCUCCAGUCACUCCCUACCCAAAUCCCCCCUCAAUUCCACCUUCCUUAAACCCCAUUUUUCCCACUCAGAUUCUUGCAGAUUCCGAUUUAUUGCCCCAGCUUCCCUUGGGGAAACCGAUGCCUCCUCAGACGAGCCCCUUCCUUUGGUAGGUGAAGACUCUGCCGCCUUCGAUUUGGGGACCCAAAACAUUGUUUCUUGGGUUUAUUUUACUAUUAUUUUGGGUGUUGUUCUUUUUGUUCUUGAUGUUAUCUGGAUUGAUAAUUCUACUGGUUUUGGAAAAGCUUUUAUUGAUGCUGUUUCGACCCUCUCCGACAGCCAUGAGAUUGUAAUGUUGGCCCUCAUUCUUAUAUUUGCCACUGUCCAUAGUGGCUUGGCUAGCUUUCGGGACAUGGGCGAGAAGCACUUGGGAAAACGUGCAUACCGUGUUCUAUUUGCUGGUGUAUCCCUUCCAUUGGCUGUUAGCACAGUUGUGUACUUCAUCAACCACAGGUAUGAUGGAGUGCAGUUAUGGCAGCUUCAAAAUGGUCCUGGAGUCCAUCAACUUGUUUGGCUCUCGAAUUUUAUUUCCUUUUUUUUCCUAUAUCCUUCUACCUUUAAUCUAUUAGAGGUAGCAGCUGUUGACCAGCCGAAAGUGCAUCUGUGGGAAACUGGCAUCAUGAGAAUCACCCGGCAUCCACAGAUGGUAGGGCAGGUAAUCUGGUGCUUGGCCCACACAAUUUGGAUUGGAAACUCUGUAGCUGUUGCAGCCUCCGUUGGUUUGAUUGGACAUCAUCUAUUUGGCGUAUGGAAUGGUGAUAGGAGACUAGCUAUACGACAUGGGGAGGCUUUUGAAGUUGUAAAGAAGCGAACAAGCAUCAUCCCUUUUGCAGCAAUCCUUGAUGGCCGCCAAAAAUUGCCCAAAGAUUACUACAAAGAAUUCAUUCGAUUGCCCUAUUUGGCUAUCACUGCAAUGACACUAGGUGCAUAUUUUCUGCAUCCGGUAAUGCAGGCAGCUAGUUUCCGGCUCCAUUGGUAGCGCAACAAGCUUUUAUUAAACGAAAAUUGUAUAUAAAGACAGACAAAACUGGCAUAUUGAAGUUGAGAUCAUAGAUACAUAGGUAAAAGCAUGUAUGCUUUGUUGUAAUUUGCAAAUCUGUAAAUGAUACUUCUUAGAUGUCAUUCAAAUAA